AUGAGAAUGAAAAAGGUUGAAUUUAUCUUAAGUGUGGAAAGAACUAUCCUGAUGCUACUGGUGUCAAACCUGCUCCUGUGGGAGAAUGUGGCCUCUGCAUCCAUAGAUGCCAGAGCACUUGGCACUGGUGAGGUAUCCUUCAUAGACCUUUUCGACAAUGCCAUUAUAAUGUCUGAGAACAUCAGCAAGUUGGCUACAGAAAUUCAAAGGCUACUGAGCACCGAUGACUUCUCAUCAAACAUGUUCCUUAAAAUUCUUGAAGACUUUUUGAAAACGAUACUCAGCAUAUUGCAUGCCUGCGACAACCCUCUGCACCACUUACUGAUGGAAAUAAGCCCUUCACCAGGAGUCGCUGAUACUAUUCUAUCAAUAGUUGAAGAAACAGAGUUCAUCCUGGUAUUGAAGAAAAUGAAGAGAACCUUGUCUGGUCAGAGCUUGCAUUAUUACAGUCAGCUGAGGAAGAAUCAGGGCUUUUGUUUUUUUGUUUGUUUUGCUCUGUAUAUAUUGUCCUACUGCCUGCGUGUUGACAUAUAUAAAGUUGACACUUAUCUCAGACUCCUGAGAUGUGUGCAUGUUCAUGAUAGGAAUGCUGGAGGUGAAUGUGUAGCAGGGACCCAAGCUGCACAUCAGGUUCGGAAUGUGCUGCUUGAGGCUGUGAAAUUUAUGAUAAACUUGUGUGGCUGA
This is a messenger RNA of Meriones unguiculatus (Mongolian gerbil), 684 nucleotides long. Its product is annotated as prolactin-7B1-like. Lineage: Eukaryota; Metazoa; Chordata; Mammalia; Rodentia; Muridae. Gene Ontology annotation, biological process: positive regulation of lactation; positive regulation of receptor signaling pathway via JAK-STAT; positive regulation of cell population proliferation. The coding region runs from base 1 to 684 and encodes 227 amino acids. Gene Ontology annotation, cellular component: extracellular region. The transcript is spliced from 6 exons. The record is from RefSeq and is a predicted model, not a curated record. Gene Ontology annotation, molecular function: prolactin receptor binding; hormone activity.